AUGUCGGACCAAGCCGAUGCUCCGGUCUUUGGCGCUUUCAGUUCGCUGCUGGGUUACGUUGGUGGACAAGCUGCUACCAGCGCAAUCUUCGAGAGGUUCCUUUGGCCUCAGCGGCAUUUCUCGUCGUUCUCCAUUUACGACAUGCCACGACUUGCAUGUUUGUACUCUAUGGCAGGCCCUACUGGAUCAAUUGCCCUUGAUGUUAUCGACACCGCGUAUAAGAAUGGGCUCUUUAACGGAGCUGUACAGGGCCACAUGCUUGGAACACAUUUUUACCGCGACCUCGAAUGGACGUAUAUCCUACACGCCCGCGGAGGCGAAUCUGAAAGGGAUCGCAAAUUCGAAACUGCCUUUGGGUCCAGGCAGCCUCCAAUUCGACAGCCCAAUGACACCGAGAGUGGCAAAGUCCCCCUGGAGGAAAAGACGAAACCAGUGCGCGCAAGAGUCGCUGUGAGCCACAUAGUGCUUUCCAAAGCCACAGAAGAAGACCUGCGCAGCCCCAAAGUCCCUUUCGUUUCGGAAGAGAUCAAGCAUGUUGACUUGCUGUGCUUGGUGGAGAUUAUCCUCACUGAAUGUGUCGGCAUCGGCAUCAUGAUUUGCGUAGCCGCAAUCACUGGCUCGCUAUGGAGUAUCAUCUUCAUUAUACCGCUUGUCCUUCGAUUUAUCAGCACCUUGUUCGCCCUUGAACGCGAGGGUUUGACCCCAUUCCCAGACACAGUCGACGAGGAACAGACGCGGGACUGGGAGGUCAAUUGCCCAUCAAUCGAAGGAAAAUUCAUGUUAAUCACCGGUCCGCCCUCCAUCGUCAACCAGUUCUUCCAACAUUACGGACAUCCAGUGCAAAAUCGAUUCCGUGAGGUCAUUCAGCUGGCAGUCGUUAUUGCUUUUGGGACUUACUUCCCAGUGGGUCUUCUUUGUCAAGUUACUUGGAUGCCCGUUUUUGUACAGUAUAUCUGGACAGUCUGGCAAGUCUGGCAAGUCUUGGCCAUGCAUUUCGAUCGAUAUACUCAACGAGGGACCAGUCGUACGACCACAGAUGCCGCCAUUGCAGCAAAACUUUUCAAGAACUUUCAAACUAGUGACUCUGACCGAGUUUUCGGAAGUACUAUCUUGUUUGGGCAGGGAAGAAAUGGGCCUGCCGUUGUGAAGGCUAUUCUAUCCCUGACCGUGGCAGAUAGCUAUGCAGACGGAAAGAAAGUAUUGAAGAGCGCGGUUCGGAAAUAGUAGAAGGAAAGGGCAAUUCUUGCUGUGUCCAGUCACCAACUCAAAGAUGUCGUAUGCGAGCUUUAAAUAUUUUCUUGACAGGUAAUCAAGUAGACGGGGUCGGCCGUUGAAAAGAAGAUAGUUGCGCUUUUGCAUCAAGGGAAGCUAGUCUACAGGCUAGCAAUCAGAAUCUUCACAAUUUUCUCGUGGUGUCGUAUAAUUGUCAUAUACCUAUUCCUCC
Colletotrichum phormii is the source of this 1444-nucleotide messenger RNA. RefSeq lists its product as uncharacterized. The transcript is spliced from 2 exons. NCBI's taxonomy places the organism in Eukaryota, Fungi, Ascomycota, Sordariomycetes, Glomerellales, Glomerellaceae. Bases 1 to 1224 code for a protein of 407 amino acids. The record is from RefSeq and is a predicted model, not a curated record.